This is a messenger RNA of Lycium ferocissimum, 1526 nucleotides long. RefSeq names its product putative F-box protein At3g52320. The coding region runs from base 129 to 1304 and encodes 391 amino acids. NCBI's taxonomy places the organism in Eukaryota, Viridiplantae, Streptophyta, Magnoliopsida, Solanales, Solanaceae. Gene Ontology annotation, molecular function: protein binding. The transcript has 2 exons. The record is from RefSeq and is a predicted model, not a curated record.
GAAAAGGGCAAGCAAACUUAUUUUGCCUCACACCCCAAUGUUGUAGAGCAUAAUAGCUGUAAUUAAUUGGCAAGUCUUGAAGCAAAAAUCAUAAAAAGCCUUAAAAAAAGAAGAAGAAGAAGAAGAAGAUGGAAACAUCAAUAAAGAGGAGGAAAUGUACAGAGGAGAAAGGAAACAUUGCAACUAGUGAGUUUGAUAAGUUGACUGCUGAUCUUAUAACCUCAAUUUUUGUUAGAUGCCCAGUGAAGACAUUAUCCACAUUAAGGUGUGUAUCGAAGUCAUGGAAUGACCUUAUUAUUAGUCCUCCUUUCUAUUCUCACCACCUGAAACAAUCAAUGGAAAAUGCCCCCCAACUUCUUGUUAUGGAUCGCUACUUAUUAGGGGCAACAAAGUGUAGGCUACGAUUUGUUUCAGUAGGCACGGAAGUAGAGGAGGGAGAGAGCAAUGAAUUAUACAAUGACAUAUUCCCUCCUCUCUUUUGGUGCUCUUGGCUUGUAUGCUAUGGUUUGGUUUGCAUUUCAGCAGGAGAUCGUCGUAUUUUUUUGUGUAAUCCUGCCAUGCAACAAGUGUGUCAAUUGCCAAAAUGUUCACGUACUGCUUUACCACUUAGAAGUGAGCAUUUUGGGUUUGGAUAUCUACAUUCAAAGAAUGAAUACAAAGUGGUGCAUUUUCUCUAUGGGCGUCCUGCAUCUCGUCGUAGUAGGUAUCCGGGACUUGCACAACUAAGAUGCGAGGUGUUUACGAUAAAUGGGGUUGGUGGCAUUUCUAAUAGUAGAUGGAAAGAAAUUGCUGAGAUGCCUCCAUAUCAUCCGUACUUGACAGGGUUGUUAGUAAAUGAAUGUAUGUAUUGGCUGGCUGGAGUACGUCUUGGUGCCAAACCUAAUAGAAUUUUUUCGUUUGACUUUGAAAAUGAGAAAUUUCUCACUAUAUCUCAGCCAUCGUCUUUUAAGACUCUUUCUAACCUGAAAAUGUUGGAUCUGAAAGGGAUGCUUUGCUUGGUAGACAAAGAUCACUUUCACAAGAGUUCAAUUCUAGACCUGUGGAUACUCAAGGAUAAAAUCAGUUGUAUUUGGGUGAAGGAGUAUAGCAUCAAUUUGGUAAACUUUAGGUCCGAGAAAAUUAUGUCUACCUUCGGGACAUGUAAUGAAGAGAUAAUUUUUACACUUCAGGAUGAGGUCGUGUUCUACGACUUGAAAAGAAACUGCUUUAGAAGAGUGAGAAGAGUUCCAAGAUUUGAUUUUGGACUUCAGAUAUAUGACUUUGGAAUUUACCGUGAAACCUUGUUUUCUUUAGGAAGCACAUAGGUCCAUCCUUCCCUCUUUAAGGAUUUAUCGCUUUUAUGUUACUGGGAUAAACGACUCUUGUUCCUUGUGUUGGAAGAUGUUAAACCCUAUCUUAUUUCAUAUGAAGCACAUCCUUGGUGAGCAUUGUAAAAAGGGUUAAUGAUAUUUUUGAUGAUCGAAAAAUGUAAUGAUGAUUUGUAACUCUUUAUUUGCUAUUUAUUUGGGUUGAACUUACUAGUUGAA